GAGCCAAGCAGCAAUUAGGUGGACCCCAGAUCGACAAAACGCAGCUUCCCUCAACCGAUUCCCCCCACUUCAUUCGAGGAAAAAAGGGGACUCGAGCAGCAGAAUUUCGGCGCAGCAUCUCGCCUCGCAAAAGACGGCGAGUGGAUAUCACGCGCCGUCGUCCUCCGUCGGCGAACGGUGAAUCAGCUGGAACACAGAGAGUCAAUCAUGGCUUCUUCCGAUCCCGAUGCACUCAUGCUUAAGGCUGACAAACAAACCAAAUUGAGCCUUACAAGGUGGAGUGCUGAUUGGAGGAGUGCAACUGAACUGUAUGAGCGGGCUGCUAUUGGGUAUAGACUUGCUAAAAAUUAUGAAAAAGCAAAGGAAGGAUUUGAAAAAGCUUCGAAAGGCCAGGAGAUGCUCUCUUCGCCCUGGGAUGCGGCCAAACACAUGGAGUCUGCCGCUUCUCUAGCUAAGGAAUUGAGAAAAUGGAAUGAGGUUGCAGACUUCUAUAGAAGAGCAUCCGAAUUGUACAGCGAGUGUGGGAGAUCACAGCCUGCAUCAGAUGCGCUGAUGAAAGGGGCUCGUGUUCUUGAAGAGGUUGUCCCAGAAGAGGCUAUCAAGCUGUACACAGAUGCUUGUGCUAUUCUCGAGGAAGAUGGCAAGGAACAGAUGGCAUUUGAUUUGUACCGUGCUGCCACAAGUGUUUAUAUUAAACUUGAUAAGUUUACGGAUGCUGCAGCAACUUUGUUAAGAUGGGGCCUUGCAGCAGACAAGUGCAAUGCCACCAACAGCCAGUGCAAGGCAUAUCUUAGCGCAAUCAUUGUCUACCUCUAUCUCCAUGACAUUAGGCAAGCGGAGAAGUGCUAUAAUGACUGUUCACAGGUCGAUGCAUUUUUGAGAAGUGACCAGAAUCGCUGUGCCACUAAGCUUCUCUCUGCCUAUGCUGAAGGUGAUGUAGAAGAAAUUAAGCGCAUAGCCCAGUCCAGCACCAUUACCCAUCUUGAUCAUGUGAUAAUCAGGCUUGCGAGGAAAUUACCUACAGGGGAGGUCACUGCCCUUGAGAACGACACCUCCAAGGAGCAGGAAGAGCCACUCGACGAAAAUGACCUGACUUAGGUUUUUCGUUUGCUUUUGAUGGUGGUGAUGGGUCAUCUGUUUUAUUUGCUUAACUCUGAUUGGAAAGGCAUUCUGCUGCCUUGUCUUAUAUGUACAGAGCGAAGAUUUGCUUUCUUCGCCGUUUCCUAGCGGCUAUGACUAUCGGCAGCUCUUUGGCCCAAGCAAUGUCGGAGUAUUUUCCUGUGAAUCCUUGAUUCUGAACUAUGAUGUUAUGUAAAGCCAUGUAAAUUUCAGGGGUUCUGCUGGUUUUUUUUUUUUUUAAGCAAUUCUUUAGACCGUGACCAUGAUAGAAAAAUUGGGUUGAACUAGGAAACUGUACAUCCAAUCACAUCAAUAGUUAAAAUGAAAUGAUCGCUGUACAACUUCUUGAACA
Molecule: messenger RNA, 1471 nt
Organism: Rhodamnia argentea
Lineage: Eukaryota; Viridiplantae; Streptophyta; Magnoliopsida; Myrtales; Myrtaceae
Product: gamma-soluble NSF attachment protein
Exons: 9
Coding region: 208-1098 (296 amino acids)
Biological process (GO): intracellular protein transport
Cellular component (GO): SNARE complex; vacuolar membrane
Molecular function (GO): soluble NSF attachment protein activity; syntaxin binding
Source: RefSeq, a predicted model, not a curated record